GCAAUUGCGGUUAAUUUUAUUAGCCAGAGAAUAAAAAAAACGUCAAAGGAAACAUAUUCAUUCUGAACGUAGAAUGUAUUCUAUUUAUUUACUCGAAGAUAAAACAAAUUAAUUUAACUUUUUAAAAAUUAAACCUUAAAUAGUUUGAGGUAAUUAAUUCCAUCGAGUUUAAUGGCACAAUGACGGGUCGACAUUGAUUAACAGCAACACUGGUGAUAAUGAGCUUAUUCAUAUCAUAACAAGUGCAUUGGUAAAAACAAUCGAUAAUAACACUAUUGAAAAUAAUAUAGUAUUAAUAGUAUUUCUCUUAUUUUAGGCACCAGAUUGUAAUUUGAUGAUGAAGAACACUUAAUUGAACUGAUUUCAACUGAAAUGAGUUUUGCCCACCCCGCUGGAAUUGUGAAAACAAUGCCUUACAAAGAAGACAAAACUUGGCCUUGCGAUUGAACAAAGGCUUUAUACUUAUAUACAAACAAACAAUACGGUCGUAUUAUCAUAUGGAGCAUCAGCUUAGCAGACAAAAGAAUUUGGAAAGUUACCAACCCCCGUUUUGCAUUUCUUUUCUUAAUUGUAAUAAUUAGUGAGAGCACAAUGACGUUAAAUUGAUCUCAGACUAGUUGGGGUUUUUACUCAUUCUACUAAGAAAAAGUGACUAAGAGGUACAACAAAGGCAAGAAAAAACACCAAGCAUCAAAGAUGCCGUCGCUACGUCAAAAAGUCACAACAUAUUUUCGUCAAUUAAGUUUUAUUGCUGAGCCACGCGAUAGCCCCAGAGGAGCACGUAAAGCUUCAGAUGAUGAUAACUUUAUUAUAAAAUAUUUAGAGGGUCGCAUGGAGCGUCAGUUUGUGCCUAGUCCAGAGAUUUCAAAUGGACAAAAUCCAACCGACUUGCCAGAUUUGAAAAUUGGUAUUUACCCAACUGGUCCCACCACCAUAACUGCCGCUUGUACCGGUCCUGACGAAGGACUCACUGGCAUAAAGCGCUCAAAAUUGCAUUUAAGUGCAAGUUAUGCAGAUGAUAUUGACUUCAUUGACACUAAUCAAGAGAGUGAUUGCUUCGAGGUUCGAAAAAGUAUUAACACAAACAGUCGUAAUCAAAACAAAUAUAGUCGUUUUGGAGGUACGCCACGUAAAUUAAGCAACAGUGCCAUAACGCCAAUCGGUGAUCAAAAUGCAAACAAGACAUCUGGUAUGCGCUCACGCAAAAACUCUCGCACCAGUAUUUCCAAUCUCAGUAAGAUGCAAAGUAAUAUAAAUUCAGUAAGUACUGCUAAAGACUCGGAUAAGUCAACGGUAAAUGAAACAACCUCUACUACGGAAACCAAAAAGGCCACUGAUAAUGCUAACAAAUCCACAACCAUUGUGGUAAGUAUGGUAAGCACAAAGUUAGUAUCUAGUGAUGCAGCAGAUCAAAAUAACAAGAAUAUCUUAAAUUCGCCGAGAAGUGAAGGUAUGAAAACAACCAAAUCUCUAGUAGAUUCUUCAGAUACAAAAGAAGCACAAAAAACCGAUUUGGCUCAAAAAAAUAAUGAAGUAGAUAAUUCCACAAAGAUUUUAUUAGAUAAUACAACCGAACGUUUGCUCCGUGAAGCGGUUUCGAAUCAGUCUGAAGUAACCAGUUGCAAAGGUAUCGGUAGUUUUAUGGGAGAUGCCAUUGCUGGUGUAUCGGAUUGGCACAUGGAGACUGAUUAUGCUUACGGUAUUUCAGUGUCUCUGUACGAGACCAACAUGCUGACAAAAGAGCCAAUGGGCAGUCCUAUCGCCGAUUGCUAUGGCAUCGUAGUACGAGGAGAUGCAGCAGCGAUGGCGCUUGCUGAUGGUGUCAAUUGGGGAGAUGGUGCCCGUUUAGCUGCACGUUCCGCUGUACAUGGUUGUCUUGAUUAUUUGGAUCGAGCAAUAUUCGGUCUGGCACGAGAGUGCAUGGCCACUUCCACCACGGAAGUAUUUGUUAGUCUUCUUCGUAGCUUGUGGGAGGGUCAUGGCUGCAUUCUAGAAGUGGGCGGUUCGCUGAGUACUCUUACAGUAGCUGUGGUAUUACCCCUGUUUGAAGAGGGCAGAACCGAAAAUUGUGGCAAAUACGUUGUUUGCGCAUGCAAUGUUGGUGACUCAUUGGGAUACGUGUAUUCAAAAAAAUAUGGCGUACGCGAGUUUACACAAGCAUCACACGAUAUAACCUCAAUGCGGGACAUGCGUGAUGCAUUAGGUGCUCUCGGGCCUGCCGACGGAAACAAGCCAGAAUUAGGAAACCUAACUUUAUCAAUGACUGUCAUUGAAAAAGGCGACAUUGUAUUCUUAACUUCGGAUGGAAUAAGUGACAAUUUCGAUCCAGUCGUUGGAAAGUUCGCUGAAGCAUGGACUCCGGAAGUUAAAUUGAUGUCGAGCUCCACGACGCAAGGGCAACAUCAUUUGGCUCCAAAGCGGCAAAAUAAGAGCGCAUCAUCUAUUUAUGCCCGUCUUCAUCACACACAUAACCCGACUUCACCAGCAAACGCACCAACACGGCCACCACGCACUAAGAAAUCACCAUCACCAGAAGACGUUAAUACAAGUAGUGCUGCUGGUGCACCUAGUCGACCAAAGUAUAUGCGUUCACAUACUGUGAUAGAACCGAGACGCCUUUCCGUAGCAGGCCACUCUACGACAAGACAAGCACAACUUGCUUCUGCCCUCCAACCAAAGAUACCGAAAUCGGCUUCCGGUCUACCCUUAGUUACUGGGCCACAACGUCAUGCACUCACGCUCUAUAGACUAGAGGAUCUCCUGAGCUAUGGUAUUAAUGGAACAUUUUCACCAUGCACAUCAGCCAGGCGACUAUGCCAUCUGCUAAUUGAUUUCGUUAGAAUGAUAACCUCAGCGCGGCGAAAGACUCUUGAACAACGAGAGCUUUUUUACAAAUUAGCAACAGGUCCAGACGGAAUCAAACGAGAGGUCCAACUAAAUAGAAUGCAACAUCGAGGGGCACGCAAACGAGUGGUGGAUAGCAGCGCUUUUUCUUCCUUGCCGGGAAAGCUAGAUCAUGCAACAGUAGUGGCUUACACUGUAGGCAUUGGAUGCAACAGAUAUACUACCGAGAAAAAUGGUAGUAACGGCGUACAGAUGGCUGCCUCUACUUCAACUGCUGCAGCACUAUUGCAGUCAAAAAAUUUUAAUGAAACUAAUUUUUAAAUUUGUUUAACAAAAAUAUGUAUGUAGAACUUAGCAUCACCAAAUCAUAUUGAUAAUACUGUAGCGCUUGGAAUAAUGUAUUUAAAGGACGCAGAGGUAAUACAUCAUAUAUGUACUUGAGGGAAUUAAGCACAAUUGGGAAUUAUUGGUAUUAUGUGACCUGCGACCAUUUAAAAUGUUUGGCGAAUUUUGUAGCAAAGCUUCUAACUCGUCCACAAUGCCCCUGCAUAUAGUGCAUACAUACAUAUGUAUUGAUGCUCGUGCUAAAUGUGGCUUGAUAAAAAAUAAAAUAAAAAUGCGGCCGAUUUACUUUAAAGCUGAUGAAAAAA
Rhagoletis zephyria (snowberry fruit fly) is the source of this 3494-nucleotide messenger RNA. RefSeq names its product PP2C-like domain-containing protein CG9801. NCBI's taxonomy places the organism in Eukaryota, Metazoa, Arthropoda, Insecta, Diptera, Tephritidae. The record is from RefSeq and is a predicted model, not a curated record.